ACAAAGUCUUACAUCCUCAGGAUGAACCGAGAGGAGAAUCUAUGCUGGUUUCAUGGAAAAAUAUCUCGCGAAGACGCGGAAGAGAUAUUGCGACAAAAGGGUGGUGAAGGGGUGUUUCUGGUGCGUGAAAGCUCAUCCUCCGAAGGUGACUACGUGCUGUCGGUGCUGUUCAAGGGUGAAGUGAUACACUAUGCCAUCCGGCGCCACGGCGACGAUGCAUUCUUUUCCAUUCACGAUCACACACCGAUCCACGGGCUAGACUCGUUGAUCGAGCACUAUCAAAAGGAUAAAGGUAAUCUGGUGACACGGCUUCAGGUCAUUUGUCGGAACGAUCCUCCGCCGCAUGACGUUCGCAGUCACGGUACCACGAAUCUCCUGCACCGUGCGACAAAGGAGAGUAACUACACGGUCGUGUCAGAGUUACUGAAAUGCGGAUAUCGCAACAUAGACUCGAAGAAUCAAGAUGGCCAAACGGCAGUGCAUUUGGCGUGUCUGCAUGCGGAUGACAAAAUUUUGCAGAAGCUGAUCGAACGUGGCGCGAACAUUAACAGUCGCGAUGCCAAGGGUAACACACCGCUACAUUAUGCUUGCGCAAAAAAGAACGGCUUGGAGAUGGUCCGGAUGCUGGUGGAAGCUUCAGCAAAUCUUCAAGCAAGGAACAGCGAAACAGGAUGGGUUCCAUUACACGAGGCUGCCGAAAACGGGAACAUUGAUGCAAUUCAAGAGCUGCUACGGCGCCGUGUGCCACACCGGCCCCGCUCAAAUUUCGGUGAAAUGCCGUCCGAUUUAGCCCGUCUUCGAGGACACUAUCAGGUGGUUGAGUUUUUGAACGCGUACGAGCCAUCCAGGCCACAGACCCAUCGUGAUCUAUGGUACCACGGAACACUCGAGCGAACAGCGGCAAUUGACAAACUGAAGAAUUUCUCUGCCAAGCUGCAGGCGAAGCUGGGUCAUAGCCAGCAAUUAGAGCGCGAUACCAACAAAGAAAACAUUGGCUCUCAGGAUGGAGUCGAACAGUCCGCUUCAGGAACGUACCUGGUGCGCUACUCGGCCAAACAGAAUGUGGACGUGCUGACGAUGCUGUACGAUAACGAACCGAAGCACUUUAUUAUCCAGCGGCAGCAGGAUUGGUUGUACAUUGACGAAGGACCAUACAUGAACUCACUUGAGCAUCUGAUUGACCACUACAUGCGCUUCUCGGACGGGCUGCCGGUAAAUUUGCGAUUCCCGGUGACUCCCGGCCCUAAGCCACCGAUUCCGAGGUUUGAUACUAUACCAAAGUCUAAAAACCGAAUCCAACGCGCUUCCACAGAGGGUGUCGCUGGAUCACCUGCUCUGCACUCAUAUGGUGCUCUGUCCAUUGCCGCAACGUCACACCACUCAAACGGAGCCACACUAGCUUCGAGUCUGACGGGCAUGUUUCGCAAAUCGAGCGAUAUUCCCUCCAACACUGCUGCUAACCUUCCAUCAAAGGGGCAAGGACCACCGACAAGGAACCUGUCCGUGCCAAACGAUGCGAUGCUCCUGAUGAACAGGGUUGGCCUGUUCGAUCGCAGCCCUGAUCGCUGUGCACCUGAAGCGCCCCGUCAUCUCACACCAAAAACAUCACUCUCGCCGAGUGCUGACGAGCAGAAAGGGAAGCCAAACAACCACAAUGCAAGCACGCCACGGAAGAAAACGUUUAUUGAGGGCAUGAAGAGCUUGCGCAAGAGCAAACAGAAGCUUAAGUCUCCCGAGGGUGAACCUGAUACGGGCAUAGCGUCGGAAUCUACCGUCGGUGGCAGUAUGUCUGCGAUCGAACCAACGGUAAGCCCUUCGAAAUUACUGCAGCAGCUAAAGUUUUCCUCCGAUUUCAACCUCGUUGCGAGCUGCGCCGCAGUAGACGAUAUUUACAAGAUUCCUACGAACAACUGUGCGAUUGUAGAUAUCGAUAUUGGCGAGCCGCCGACCGUUACCACGCCGUCAUCGAUGGUCGUAUCAUCGAAAUUACUCGAUAGGGAUAGUGGCGAACUACCACCGGCGAUUCCACCUAAAAUGUCCUCACCCGUGCUCGACAGUGUUAAUAACAACGAGUCGACUGUGCUGGAUUACUUCACGCAAAGUGACGAUCCGUCCCAACAAAACAGAUUGCCCGAUACGGAGGGUGAAGAGAUUUACUUUGUUGAAGCACCGCUACCAUUAUCACCGAGGACGAUCGGUGACGCUUCAGCUAGCAACGUCGUGAAUAAUAAUGUCUUAUCGGAUGAAACGGCUCCCGGUAGCCAAUCGGUACGCGCACCCCCCACAAAUUACAUCAUGACGAAAAACGUACCAAUCUUUAGCAGCGUCUCGGUGGAGGAAUGCCAAAGUCCGACGAGUCCCAACGGCCAAAUGCGGGCCAGCAAGCUAUUUGAGCGACUCGACUCGAACCAGUCCUCGUUCAGCCGGGCGAGUGUGCUUAGCGGGGAGAGCGUCUUUUUCGCCAUGUUUCAGCAACAGCAAUCGCUGUCGAAUUCCACGGCCCCUCCCGAGGGUCCGAAUUACUUCAUCCCAAAGGAGUGCAUCCAUUCGGAUACGAAGCUCGGGCGGGGCGAGUUUGGUUACGUUUACCAGGGCUAUCUGGAACCCUGGCCGUUGGACGUCUGUUCAAACAAGUCCUUCACUGCGACCAUGGGUCGUGUUCCGGUGGCAAUCAAGAAACUAGUGGACAGCCAGGAACCCCUCCAAAGGAAGGAUUUCCUACGCGAAGCUAGUGUGAUGAUACGGCUGCGGCAUAACUGCAUCGUGCGGUUGAUUGGCAUAUGUAAAGGACCUCCACUAGUUAUGGUGCAAGAACUGAUAUCGCUCGGUUCGAUGCUUGUGUACAUUACGAAGUACAAAGAAAAGGUCAACCCAAACCACGAGAUGAUGAUCUGGGCCGCACAAAUAGCAAGUGGUAUGCAAUACCUGGAGGAGAAACAUUUUGUUCACCGAGAUCUUGCGGCCCGUAAUAUUCUACUGGCGAACAUAUAUCAGGCCAAAAUAUCCGACUUUGGGCUAUCACGUGCCAUUGGCGCCGGGCAAGAAUACUACCGAGCUAGUCAGGGAGGCAAGUGGCCUAUCAAGUGGUAUGCGCCCGAAAGCUUCAACUAUGGUACAUUUUCGCACGCCAGCGACGUCUGGUCGUUUGGGGUGACGCUUUGGGAAAUGUUCUCGUAUGGUGCGCCACCCUACCACGAUCUAAAGGGCGUUGACGUCAUAGAUCUGAUAGAGGCAAAUCAACGGCUCUCACAACCAGACGCCUGCCCGGACAAGGUGUUCGAGGUAAUGCGCAACUGCUGGCAGUACAACCCAAAGCAGCGACCUACCUUCCGUUUUCUGCAUCGCUUUUUCUCCGACGACAUCGAAUACCAAAACUUGCAAGAGCUUGUUGGGACGGGAAGUGAAAUUAAUGCAAACGCAUCGUCCAUCGCCACGGCAACUCGCAUUUCAACCGCUUCGACCAUCACUUCAACAGUUGAUGAGAGUGGCAACAACCAGAGCUCGCCAGGGUCAUACUAAAAAAAACGAUUGAAAUAAGAAACUCUUCUUCCCGGUAAAGUGCAUUGUUGCUCUUCCAUAGGUGAUAGGAGACCGCC
Molecule: messenger RNA, 3596 nt
Organism: Anopheles nili
Lineage: Eukaryota; Metazoa; Arthropoda; Insecta; Diptera; Culicidae
Gene: Shark
Product: tyrosine-protein kinase Shark
Exons: 5
Coding region: 22-3519 (1165 amino acids)
Biological process (GO): protein phosphorylation
Molecular function (GO): protein binding; ATP binding; protein tyrosine kinase activity
Source: RefSeq, a predicted model, not a curated record